This is a messenger RNA of Kickxella alabastrina, 1054 nucleotides long. RefSeq names its product superoxide dismutase. NCBI's taxonomy places the organism in Eukaryota, Fungi, Kickxellomycota, Kickxellomycetes, Kickxellales, Kickxellaceae. Gene Ontology annotation, biological process: removal of superoxide radicals. The coding region runs from base 91 to 801 and encodes 236 amino acids. The transcript has a single exon. Gene Ontology annotation, molecular function: copper ion binding; superoxide dismutase copper chaperone activity. Gene Ontology annotation, cellular component: cytoplasm. The record is from RefSeq and is a predicted model, not a curated record.
AUCUCCUCUCUCCUCUUUUCCAUUUUAGAAUUUCGACUCCACUAAAUAAUAUUUCAUUUUUCGUUUCCAUUUUUUGAAUUACCCGCAGCAAUGGCAAUCAAGGUUCAACUCGCUGUCGACAUGACGUGCCAAAGCUGUGUCGACGAUAUCACACAGGUGCUCAACGAUGUCCCAGGCAUUCAAUCGCUCAGCAUAUCGCUACCAGACAAGCGCGUCGUAGUAGAAGGCAAUGCAGGGCCCUCUGCCAUACUUAAAGCCCUCAAGUCCAGCGGCCGGUCCGCAGUCAUCCGCGGCACCGGCUCCACCGCCGAAGGUACCACUGGCGCAGCCGUCUGCAUUCUCGAACAAAGAACGCCGCCGUAUACCCGCGGCCUCGUCCGAUUUGUGCAGAUAAGUACAGAUACAUGCUUUGUCGAUAUCUCUGUAAAUGGCGUUUCUGAUGGCACCCAUCGGGCGUCUAUUCGGGAGUGCGGCGAUCUCAGCGAUGUGCCGGGAUCUUGCGGUGGUGUGUGGCAGGGUGCGAGCGAGGUUGGCGCGGCGGGGGAGCUGGGCGAGCUGGUGGUUGGAGAUGGCUGGGGCGAGGCGUGCUUUGAAACGGACCAGUUUGCGGUUUGGGAUAUUAUUGGCCGGUCCGUGGUGGUUAGUGGCAAGAGCAGUGGCAGCGGCAUCAGCAGUGGCGUUUUGGCUGGCGUGGUGGCUCGUAGCGCUGGGCUGUUUGAAAACGACAAGUUGGUGUGCGCGUGCUCAGGAAACACCGUGUGGACUGAGCAGCGGCUGGUUGACCAGGGCCGCCUCCUUUGACCCUCUAUGCGCUGUUUUUAUUUUUCAAUCCAGCACGUGGUGGUGAAUAAGCGACAAAAUAGCCUGUUUUUUUGCCAAGUGUAGAUUUCUUUUAUUAUUUUCCCUUUCUCAUCCCCCUCAUCCCAGACACAAAAGAAGGCCGCAUGUUGGUCAUGUUCAUGGACAAAGCGCGGAGAAGCGGGAUUGAAGCGCAACAAUAAUAAUAAGCAAAGGAAAGUUGCCUUCUUUUUAUUACUUUUUUUUACUCCACACA